Molecule: messenger RNA, 2887 nt
Organism: Scatophagus argus
Lineage: Eukaryota; Metazoa; Chordata; Actinopteri; Scatophagidae
Product: cAMP-regulated D2 protein
Exons: 8
Coding region: 59-1894 (611 amino acids)
Molecular function (GO): cholinesterase activity
Source: RefSeq, a predicted model, not a curated record
GACAAAGCAUGAUCUGAGCAGCGCUGUCCUGGGAGGUAUAAGAGUGUUUUAACGCAAUAUGGAGAGCUGGCACUGUUUGCUGCUGCUGUGCACACUAAGUUUAGUGCUGGCCUCUGGAGAGGUGACGAAAAAUGAUGAUGACAUCGACCUUGUCAGCUUUCUGAGAAGUAUCUACCCUGGGCUGCUGGUGAGAGACGAGCCGUCCAUCAUCAACAGAGAAUUAGAGAUAAACUCCCUCAAGGAGCUGAGACGCCCUGAGAUCCUCUCAAUCACAGCGCAAACCAAGGACGAACCAGUCAAUCAGGAAACAAAUGGGACUCCUGGACCUGUGGUGUUAACCAAAGAUGGUCAGAUCAAGGGAGUUACAACAGACAAGGCCCACAUAUUCUAUGGGGUACGCUAUGCAGACCCACCUGUUGGGGCUUACCGCUGGAAGCCCCCCAGACCUGUGAGUCCUUGGCCAGGGAUUUAUGAUGCCUCCUUCCCCAGAGCAGCAUGCAUGCAGGCCUGCACUGGACCCAUCACUGAAGAGUGUCCUCGGACAGUCAGUGAGGACUGUCUCUACCUCAACAUCUUUGUCCCCGUGGAUGUGAUCUUCGGCUCCCCGCUGCGGAACCCACUUCCUGUCAUGGUGUGGAUCCAUGGUGGGGAUUUCAUUGCAGGUUCUGCCUCAAAGCCACUGUAUGAUGGACGCUUCAUCAGUAACUUCACCCAAACUGUCGUUGUAAGCCUGGAGUACCGACUGGGUGCCUUUGGGUUCCUCGUGUCUGGGAAAGAUCCUCACACCUCAGCUGUAGGGAAUUAUGGGAUCUUGGACCAGCAGGCGGCUCUUCUUUGGGUCCAACGGAACAUUGCUGUGUUUGGAGGUGAUCCCAGCAAGGUGACAAUAUUUGGGGAGAGUGCAGGUGCUCAGUCAGUGAGCCUUCACCUGAUGAUCCAGAGCAGCAAGCCUCUGUUUAAACAGGCUGUCCUGCAGAGUCUGCCCUUCUCCAUCCCUCUGAAGACCAGGCAUGACGCCCUGAAGCUGGGAAAAGACUUUGCUAAACAGACCAACUGCUCUGUGAGCAACAUCGUCUGCCUGCUGUCUCUCACUCCACAGGCUGUCCUGGCUGCCCAGAUGAAAACAAGCUCCAAGAUUGUGAAUCCCUUCAGGUUUCUGGAGGUUUUUGAGACGUGGGGUCCAUAUAUUGAUGGGGAGUUGAUAAAAGAGCAAGCUGUCACUGCCUUCCAGAAGGGCCACUGGCAGAAAGAGAAGCCAGUGCUGCUGGGCACAACCUCAGAAGAGGGGGUGAUCUUUGUGUAUGGUGUCUUCAAGAAGCCAGUUUCCGCAGUGGAAAGCACUGUGUACAUCACGGCCAUAUUUAAACAACAUGCGCUGCGGAUCCUGCACAAGUACCUGCCCCUGUACAGGGCGGCUGACCGCAGGGAUAUGCUAGCUCAGAUUGUCACCGACUACGUCUUCCUGUGUCCAUCCAGGAGGUCGGCGCGUGCUGGCACAGAAGCAGGCAGCGGGAUGUGGAUGUAUGUGUUCGACCACGUGGCGUCAGACCAUCGCGUAUGGUCAGGUCUAACUUUCUGCUACCAGCACGUCUGCCACGGUGCCGAGCUGCCUUUUCUCUUUGACUCUGCCUCGUUGGCCAACUUCACCCUGUCGCCGCCAGAGAAGCUGCUGUCCAAUCGGAUGCUGUGCUACUGGGGCGCCUUUGCUCACACUGGUGACCCUUCUUCGCGGGCCCAACAGACCACUUUCUGCCGGGAGCAGCGUCUGCCUGCUUGGCCACGUUAUUCUGACAACAGCGGCUGGCUGGUCAUGAACCUGACAGUGCGUUCGCAUGCACAAGUGGGAACCAGGAACCAUAUAUGUGACUUCUGGGACAAACUGGGAAUCUACUAGUCAGGGGAUAAGCACGGCAGGGAGGUGCUGGGUUGGUUUGCAUUGAAAUAAUAUCAAUACAUGCUGUUCUGUUUAUUACCUGGGGGUGGAAAGUCAGAGGCAAAAUUGUGCGGAGUGAAGUUGCAGUGUUCAUCCUGAAUUCUUUCAGCAAUAUUAAAUAUUAGCUUUUAGGAAUUGCUUGCAAGCAGCAGUUGUUUUUAUAAAUAGUCAACUUUUGGAAAGAAAAUGUCAUUUUUUUUUUAUUAUAUUUCUCUAGAAGCCUGUAGUGCUCGCUCUUUUUCAUGAAGCUAUGUGACACUACAGUAUGAACAUAUGAAAACAAUGAAAAAAUAGGAAACUUGCAGAAAAAAAUCUGUAUUUUUGCCACACAGUCUGUGUGUGUGCAAUACUUGCUGUUCGUGGUGAAUAUACAGCAUUGAAUCAGUAAUGAUUUAAUAAUCACUCCAGGGCCCCAUUCAACCCGACCACCACUGCCAAAGUCUCAGAAACAUUAUAGCUACACUAAUUUUGUUUUUACAUUAACAAUGUAAAAAAUGACUACAAGUAAUGAUACCCCCUCAGGUACAAGGAGCAUUUUGACAACUUUAAGCUAAUUAUUUAGGUCUGUCUCCAUCAACAACAGAUAUUUGUUUUCAGUGAAAGAGCUUUGGAAAAACCUUUCUGACCACUAAGAAACAAUGAUAACGCCUGGACUGGGUAAACACAUUUGAGCAUUUUGAAGCUAAAUGGGGGGCAGCCAUGGCCUAAAGGUUGGAGAAGCGGCUUGUGAUCGGAAGGUCGCCAGUUCGAUUCCCCCACAGGACGGGCAGUGUGGUCGAGUGAUUAAUGUGAAAAAUGCUCCCCCACUCCGUCAGCCAGCUGAUGUGCCUCUGAGCAAGGUACUCAACCCUCAAUUUGCCCCACUGCUCCUGUGUGUGUUUCACUGCAUGUAAUUUGCUGGGUGUUGCAUGUGUGUUCAACUAAGGAUGGGUCUAAUGUAGAAGACAAAUUCAG